GCCAGUUGCGGUGAUGGAUCAGAGUAUCCGCAGGUCCCUGCGGACCGAGAGGCCUGAAAAACAACAACGCUCUCUCUCUCUUUAACGGGACUCGGAGGCGACACUCCGCCCCUCUCUCUCCAUGUUGUGUGGGAUGCUGCUCUCCCCGGGUGGAUGACUUCCACUCCGUCAUUACAUCAUCCGCUUCCUCUCCGCUGAAAACAAGGAGCGCGUUCCUGAUCAGCUGGAGCUGAUCCUCCGCCGUCUACGGGGAUGAUGGCGCUUCCAUGAGGACGGGAGGGGGAGGAGGAGGAGGAGGAGGAGAGACGUCAUCAGCAUCUGUCCACCAGCUCCCUUUGUGUUCACCGGAGAAUGUGAAUGGCGAAAGAUGUGACAUGGCAGAGGUAGACUUGGCCCCGCAGGGAGCGGAGCCCGGCGAGGCCGCCUCGGCGUUUCCCUACGAGGAGUUCGAGUGCAAGAUCUGCUACAACUACUUCGACCUUGACCGCCGGGCUCCGAAGAUCCUCGAGUGCCUGCACACCUUCUGCGAGGAGUGUCUGAACACGCUGCACCUCCGGGAGGAGCGGCCGUGGCGCAUCAGCUGCCCCGUCUGCCGCCACCGCACCCCGGUGCCGGACUACCGGAUACAGAACCUCCCCAACAACACCAAGGUGACGGAGGAUUUCCCGCUCUACAUCGACUCCGACCCGCUGCCUCAGGACGCGCUGCCACCCUACCCUCCCCCGCUGCAUCCGGCUCUGGUCGCCCUCCGCCGGGAGGAAGCGUCGGGGGCGGCCGGCGUCAGCCAAGCGACCCCCUCCACCACCGUGUCCACGGCCACGACCCUCUCCCAGGACUCCGUGCGCUACGACAGCUGUCAGAGCUGCAAGCGGGUGGCCCUGACCACCGGCUGCGUCUGCGUGAUCUUCUCCUUCCUGUCCAUGCUGGUGCUGCUGUUCAUGGGCCUCAUCUUUGUGCACAGUCACAGCAUUCCUCCCUCGCCGGCGGGACCCAUUUGCCUGUCGGUAGCCAGCAUCCUGGCCAUGUUCUCGGUGGUGGUCACGUGGCUCAUCUGCUGGCUCAAAUACAGACCGGAUCACGAGACGGGCCGCGCGUCCGCCACCAGUAACUCCCGCAGAAACGCCUGAUGACUCGGAGAGCGAUGGCUGAUGUAUAUAUCCUCCCGCUCCCUUUACCUUUUCUAGGAAUAAUCAUAAUCCUAAAUGGCCUUCUAUUAGUAUAGCAAACACCCAAAGGCCUUUGUGUUGUUUGGAGCAAUAGGCCGACUGAUCCUUGACCUUCUUUUUCUGAAACUUAUGCACUUGGACUGGAGGGGUGAACUCUGCUGUGAUGGACUUGGAUGUCAAAGUGCUUGAUUUUGCGUUCCCAUCCUAAAUGAUAUGCAUAUUCCACCGGUCACUCUAUUAUCUCCACAAAGCACCAGUGUGUUGUACAGACGCUUGGCACUGUUUCCAUGUCAGGUGGUGGGACUUUUUUUAAUUUAUUUUUAAAGAAGGGCGGGAAAGCGUUCGACACUUUGUAAUCUCUUUGUAAUCACAAUCCGAGUGUACAUAGUCCCGUUCCUUCCCUUAUAUUUAUGCGCUUUUACGUGGUCCAAGCGGGCAGAAAUGGCACUGUUUCUACGGUCACGGAAGGAUAGCUGACCUCAUCCGGGGUUAAUCUGUUACAGUACUUGACCCCUGUUUAACCAUGUGCAUGUCAGACUACUGUGAAGUUGAUGCUUCAUUUUGUUUUGGAUGUCACUGAGGCUAUAUCCACACUAGUUCAGUUUAAUGCUGACUUUAAAAACAGGGAACUUCUUAUUGCGUAGUUCGGUGUACUUAUUAGUACACAAGUAUUUUCUUUUGAAAGUUUGGCUGUCAAGUGUGAGGCAGGGAACACGCUUGAUUUGAGUGUCUAAAAAACACAAAAAAUAGCGGCAGCUCAAGUCAGAGCGUUGAGGGUCUGAGUACUGCUUGUGAAGUAGUGUUUUUACUUUUGUUGUCGUACACCAGUCUCAUCUGUAGAAUGACCUCUAUAAGUAAGAGGAAUAAGUUGACUCAAUUUUAACACCAUUUACUGUAUGAUGCUUUUUUAUUUCUGUCAGACUGAGAUGCCAUCUGAGCUCAUACAACAAUGGUGGUAUAUCCAAUAUGAUGUUAAGUGGCUACAAGACCCUGGGACAACUCCAACUGUUGCUCCUUGAAGUGUCUAGAUUCAAUGGGGUUCGCCUACUUGAUCCUGCUGCCCGAUUGUUGUUGUGUUUGAUCACAUGAAAAUCGAGUUGUAAGCAUUUAAGACUACUACUCAAAUCCCUGUUGUCCUGGGAAGAAAGCAUCACAGUGUGGAUGUAGCCUGAGUUGCGCCUCCCUAUCAGUCCAACUGGAAUCCAUCACAGGAAUAACAAGUGACAAAGGUUGUCAUGGAGAUACUUAUCCGAGGUUUCUUUAUAGAAUAGGCUCCGUAGAAGAGUCGAACAAGAAGGUUCAGACAGGGUCCGUCUCCAGACACAGAAGCUCAACAUUGUCUUUGAUGUGAUUAUAUGAAGUGAUAUUUAUCUCUCGACUUGAAGCAGAACAUGCAGUUUCUGCGUCGAAGCAGAGAAAUCAGCGUGCUACACGUCGAAGCCAAAAACAUUGAGGCCUAUUUAUUCUCAACAUACUUACAGAACUACAAUCAUGCUUUCGUAUUUCUCUGCAUCAGGCUUGAGACGAGGGUUGGAGGCCAGGCGUUUAGGGCAGCGAUGUGAACAUUUUGAGAAUGUUCAGAGCACUUUCUGAGUUGUCUCAUGACCUUUUUUAAUCAGCAUUUACUAUCGAGAGGGAUGAAAUCAAAUUAGGAAACCAAAGUCAUUUCCUUUUGUAAGCGAUGCAUUUAUCAAAGUUCCUCUUGUGUGACAAUGUUUUUUCAGAAUUUUUUUGUAUGGGAGAAUGCGAAGCUCCUUCGAAUCUGAUCCCACUUGCUUCAGCUUGAGGAUGCACUUUUCACCCUCUUUUGUGACGACUGAGAGGUACAUGGAUUGAAGUGACUGUAUUUAUUUCAGAGGACCUAGACAUUGUCUUUGCCUUUUAUGAGACUCUGUGGUUGAUGUUGAAGUACCAAAACGUAUUUGCACAGAGAAAUGCUCUUUAUGUGCUGUUUUACAUACAUAAACACAUUUCAGUAAUAAAGGAAA
Molecule: messenger RNA, 3154 nt
Organism: Synchiropus splendidus (mandarinfish)
Lineage: Eukaryota; Metazoa; Chordata; Actinopteri; Syngnathiformes; Callionymidae
Product: E3 ubiquitin-protein ligase rnf152-B
Exons: 1
Coding region: 267-1127 (286 amino acids)
Biological process (GO): protein ubiquitination
Molecular function (GO): ubiquitin protein ligase activity
Source: RefSeq, a predicted model, not a curated record